Molecule: messenger RNA, 4971 nt
Organism: Dromiciops gliroides (monito del monte)
Lineage: Eukaryota; Metazoa; Chordata; Mammalia; Microbiotheria; Microbiotheriidae
Gene: NOL6
Product: nucleolar protein 6
Biological process (GO): rRNA processing; tRNA export from nucleus
Cellular component (GO): CURI complex; UTP-C complex; small-subunit processome
Source: RefSeq, a predicted model, not a curated record
AUGGUGGGAAGGCGCUCGUCCGGGACUUCCGCCCACGUGGGAGCGGCGACGGUGUCGGGCUUUGCGGCUAGAGUUAUGGGGCCGGCGCCCGAAGGAGCAUCGGGACGUGCGGCUCCUAGGGAGCCAGAGGUGACAGAACCCAUUCUGGAAGACAUGGCGCCACAGGAAAACAAGGAUACCCCUCCUUCCAAGAAGCGUCGGACAGGGGCUCAGGAUGCGGGAGUACUGGGGCCUGUGGAGCUGAGCCAAGCCCAACUGUACAAGGAGCCCACGAGUGAAGAGCUGAGCCAGAUGAAAGAGACAGAAAACCUCUUCCACUCCAACCUCCUCCGCAUGCAGAUGGAGGAGCUGUUGAAGGAGGUGAGGCUGAAGGAGAAGAAGCAACAGCGCAUCGAUACCUUCUUGCAUGAGAUUAAGCAACGACUUCUUACUGUCCCUUCAACUGAGGUGACUGAGAUGACAGACCAGUCCUGGCUGCCCAAAGGUGUAAGAGUACCCUUCAUCCAGAAGCCUUAUGCUGUGAAAGGUCGCUUUCAGUUCUUGCCUCCCACUCAGGUCACUGUGGUGGGCAGCUACCUGCUAGGAACUUGUGUCCGGCCAGAGGUCAAUGUUGAUGUAGUGUUGACUAUGCCAAAGGAGAUCCUACAGGACAAAGAUGGGCUAAAUCAGCGCUACCUAAGAAAGCGUGCCCUCUACAUAGCUCAUCUGGGCCACCAUUUGUCUCAGGACCCACUCUUUGGCAGCGUCCGUUUCUCCUACAUAAAUGGUUGUCACCUGAAGCCCCUGCUGCUGCUCCGUCCUGCAGGAAAGGACGAGCGGCUGGUCACUGUGCGCCUAUACCCUUGCCCACCACCUGGGUUCUUUCGUCUGUGCCGCCUGCUGCCCUCCAAGAACAAUGUCCGCACUACCUGGUUCUGGGACAAGAAUACUCCAGAGGAGGGUGUCCUGGAUCCUCCCACCCCUCACUAUAACGCCUUGCUCCUCUGUGAUGAAGUUAUGGAAUCUCACCUUCACCUUUUGUCAGCCAUGCUGGUCUCCUCUCCUGGCCUUCGAGAUGGCAUGAUUUUGCUCAAAGUCUGGCUGCGGCAACGGAAUCUGGACAAGGGCGCCGGAGGCUUCAGUGGCUUCAUUGUCUCCAUGCUGGUGGCCUUCUUAGUGUCUACUCGAAAAGUCAGCAAGUCUAUGAGUGGCUAUCAAGUGCUGAGGAAUGUUCUGCAGUUCCUAGCCUCCACGGAUCUGACAGUUAAUGGCAUCAGCUUGUGUCGUAGUUUGGAUCCAUCUCUGCCAGCAGUGGCUGACUUCCAUCAGGCCUUCUCCGUGGUCUUCGUGGAUCCUUCGGGCCACCUUAAUCUCUGUGCUGAUGUCACAGUUCCCACAUACCAGCAGGUGCGACAUGAAGCCCAGCUGUCUAUGGCUGUACUGGAUGACAAGACUGUGGACGGGUUCCAGAUGCUGCUCAUGACACCCAAACCAAUGACCCGAACCUUCGACCAUGUUCUCCACAUUCAUCCCCUGAGCAGUCUGUACGCUGCCUGCCGGAGACUGAAGCUGUGGUCAGAACUACAGGACCACGGAGGAGACUAUGUGGCCGCCAUACUUCCCACCCUGACCGCCCUCCUGGAACGGGGCCUGGGCUCCCGGGUGACCUUGUUGUCCCAUUCACGGGCUCCUGUGCCCCAGUGGGAGAUCAACCAGAACCCCCCAAAGCACAAGGACCGGGGUGCCUUGUCUUUGGGAUUGCAACUCCGGCCAGAGGGACUAGUCAGUGUUCUAGAGAUGGGACCUGAAGCUGAUCAUCCGGAGGCCGCUGACUUCCGACAGUUCUGGGGCUCACGAUCAGAAUUGAGACGUUUCCAGGAUGGGUCGAUCCGGGAGGCUGUUCUUUGGAAGGCUGAAUCCAUGGCCGAGAAGCGCCUCCUGCCCCAGCAGGUGAUCGCUCACCUCCUAAAACUCCAUGCAGGAAUACCCGAAUCCUGUGUCCAUUAUGUGGGGGGCUACUUGGACCCUCUGAUCAGAGCCCCCAAAGAGGCUCACAGCACAGGCGAGGAGGCACUGGCCGCAGUGGUCCGCUCCUAUGACCAGCUGAGCCGCCAGCUGUGGCGUCUCAAAGGGCUUCCCCUGACUGUCACCUCUGUUCAGGGAGCUCACCCUGCCCUGCGAUAUACCGAUGUGUUCUCCCCUGUUCCUGCUUGGCUUGAUUUCACAUUCCAUGACCACCUGGAAAAACGGGACGCGCUUCUGCCUCGGCCCAGCAAGCCCUGCCCAGCCUUUGUGGAUCCCAUAAACGUGGUGUGUCACCUGGAGGGCAGCGGGCAGUGGCCCCAGGAGGCAGAGGCCAUACAGCGGGUGAGAGCUGCCUUCCAGUUGUGCCUGGCAGAGGUGUUGAGUCAGGAGCACGGACUCCAGUGCUCAGCUAAGGCCUCCCACACUGACGUCUACAAGGACGGUUAUGUUUUCCGAGUCCGGGUGGCAUACCACCGGGAGCCCCAGAUCCUGAAGGAGUCCUGCACCCCAGAGGGAAUGAUCACACUGAAGGAUACGCCUACCUCAAUCCUUCUUGAUCGGGACACCCGGCAGCUGCCCCAGCUCACUAGUGCUUUGCAUGGGCUCCAGCAGCAACACUCAGCUUUCUCUGGUGUGGCCCGUCUUGCAAAGCGCUGGGUACGGGCCCAGCUCCUCAGUGAUGGACUGACAGAGGAGAGCCUGGACCUAUUGGCUGCCUCCCUCUUCCUGCAUCCUGCCCCCUUUACCGCACCCAGUUCCCCCCAGGUUGGCUUCCUCCGUUUCCUAUCUUUGUUGUCCACAUUUGACUGGAAAAAUAACCCCCUUAUUGUCAACCUGAAUGGUGAACUCACAGCUGAGGAUCAAGCAGAGAUUCAUAGCCACUUCCUAGAGUCUCGAAUCCGCCUUCCUGUCAUGGUCAUUGCCACACCCCAGGACCGAAGCCUCUCCUUAUGGACAAAGGACAAACCCUCAGCUCAGAUCCUGCAUCACCUUGUGAACCUGGCGGCUAAAGCUCUGGCAGUCCUAGAGAAGCAGUUAAUGGAUCCUUCUGCGUCUGGAGACAUCAGGAUGGUAUUCCGGCCAGCUCUGGAUGUCUAUGAUGUGCUAAUCCGCCUGAAUCCCCGGCAUAUCCCCCGGCACCGUGAGGCUGUGGACCUACCAGCAGCCUCCUUUAGCAGAGGCCUCCUUCAGAGCUCUGGCCCAUCCCCCCGGCUGCCCGUGCUCUGCUAUGACCCUCCGAGCCUCUACCUCGAUCAACUCAGAAAGGCCUUUGGAGACUUGGCACUAUUUUUUUAUGAUCAGCAUGGUGGAGAAGUGAUUGGUGUCUUAUGGAGGCCUGAUGGCUUCCAGCCACAACCCUUCAAGGCUAGUGGUAUGCAAGGGAGGAUGGUGGUGUCACAGAGUGGGGAUCUGGUGACAGUGCCCAAUGUGGAGGCCAUAUUGGAGGAUUUUGCUAUCCUGGGCAAAGGUCUGGUCCAGAGUGUGGAAGCCCAGAGUGAGAAGUGGACAGUGUGAUCUCAGACUCCAUCGUGACUUCAGCCCCAGAGGGAAAGUGGAGGAAGACGUCUGAAGCUGUGACUGCCGCUCCUUCCUCCCGCUAAAAGCCCCACUUGUUCCCUCACAGCCCUGGGGCCUGGUUCUGCGCUUGGCCUCAUGAGCUCCAGGGCCAGCCCCACUCAGACCCGGCACUGGGCACUGACUGAGGCUCUGGAGAACAGUCUGGGGAAGGAGCGAGAGCAGCAGGGAUCGUGAAGUGAACUUGUUUUUUCUUGUUGGGUUUUUUUUUUAAUAUUUUGAUUAUUUCAGUAUUAUUGGUUUCCCUUAAAAUUCUAUGUAUUUUGUCUUAUGCAUUUAAAAACAUUCUAAGAAGGGGGGACCGUAGGGUUGACCAGAGUGCCCAGGGCGGGGGGGGGCAUGACACAAGAAAGGUUUUACAAGCCCUUGCCUUAGAGUAAAGAAAAGGCCUAAGCCUCAGUUCCAGCUGUGACAGAUGGACCCUAGGACAUGCUGUGCUACCGGAGGCAGAAGAUCUGGUUUCAAAUUCUGCCUCUGACACUACCUGUGUUCCCUUGGGCAUGUGUCAUAACCUCCCUGGACCUUGGUUUCCUUUGACUGUAAAGUGAUGGUGUUGGACUCCUGUCCUUCAAGGUCCCUUCCAGCACUGAAUCUCUCAUCUUGAUUUUUGUUCCCACCCUGGAUUCCCUUUCAGGGAAUGAGGUCCCUUCCCCAAGUCAUUUCCGCUAGAUGAAUGUGGCUUGGGAGGCCAGAGUCCUGUCGCUUGGAGUUUGAGUAGUGAGGCCACAUCUUUAUCUCUCCUUCCAGUUAUCGCAGACCCUGACUGCCUUUUGUCUCUCUUGGAAAUCAGAGACCUUACUCUUGGGGGCCAGCCUCACAGAGUGUCCCAGCCUUGAUGCUCAUUGGAGCACUGGAUCUUUCCCCAGGCCUUGAAUGCCUCCUUAGGGCUGGGAGCCAGGCAUGUUCCCAAUCCCUCCAGGUUUGGAACCUUGGGAUGUGCAUAUGAGCUAGCCAGGUGGGGAGAAGGGACUGAGACACAUGGCCCUCCCCCUUGGACAGCCUGUUGCCCCUUUGGGGGAGGAAGACUUGAUAGCUCUCGUUUUGAUAAUUGUCACUACCAAAUGCCACCUUUCCCUCCCCUCCCCCACUCCCCAGCUCUGGGGACCACGUCUUGAAACAAAGAUUAGAAAAGGAACAACGACCAGCACAUCCAAUGAGUCUUGACAGUAUAUGCAUUGUGUCACACCCAUGUUCCCUCCCCACCCCCAAAGAAAGGAGGGAGGGGUAUGUUCUUAUCAUUUUUGACAGGGCCUUGCUCAGUGACAAUUCUACCAGUUGGGACAAUUCUGCAGCUUCUGUUUUAUCUUUCCUUUCUUUCCAUUUACAUUGGUGUACUCUCUGAAUGUUGUUUUAGUCAUGCCUCCAAUCAGUUGGCACCUACUUUGUUUCCAA